AUGCCCAUUAAGGAAAGUGACCAGCUGCCGGCAGAACUGCUGCUGCUUCGAUGUGCAAUUUUUGGCGCCACCAAUGCAGGCGGCUCCCCCAGAGACCGCGGCUUGGGAACCUCUUCCUGUUGGAACGAUGCAUGGUCCCCUGCGAGGAGUACGAUGUACCUAUCGUCCUGCAUGAACGUCGACCGUGGUAUUGGCUGGAUGAAUGCAAGGGAUCAGAGAAACAAUAGGACUGUCAAUGAUAUUGUCAGCUCUACCUGUCCUACAGUAGUCAGUUAUGUACCCAAGGGUCAACCGCACGCUCUGACUGGCGGGCAAUUGGAGGUUCAUUUUUCCAAGAAUAGAAUUUUCUCCGCACGGAAUGCGAAACUUUUUCCAGGCCAACUCUGUGUCGGUGAGGAUUUUGGUAAAGCAACUGAAAGACCAAUGGCAACCAUGUGGAUUAUAGACCAGGUCAGAGAACAGGCAUUAUUCCUUGCAUAUCGAGUUAGAGCCGUGGAUUGUCGUGAACAUUCCUCUGCAAGACUAGCGGCUGGGGGGAACAAUCAACCAUAUCGGCUGAAGUCCAUUGGACUCGCCACUAGUGGCCUAGCUGCUUUGGUCUUAGUCCCUUUCCAUUGGAAAGCUCCAGCUGGGAGCUCUUGUGCUUGGGUUGCAUGGAAGCUCAACCUAGAGCUGGGGAGAGCUGGUGGUUGUGCUGUCGCAACCCCCUCAAGAAUGGAGGGGUUCCACCGGCACUCCCGAAAUGCUGGUCAUCGUUACCAUACCCUGUUUGCCCUUUUCAAACGCGGACAUGAAUCGCACGGAUCAUAUAGGAUGAUUGCUGCUGGAAGUCCUUGCCGAGUAGCCAUGUCCUUAACUUAUACCCUUGACUGAGCUACGGAGGUGU
Molecule: messenger RNA, 886 nt
Organism: Aspergillus vadensis CBS 113365
Lineage: Eukaryota; Fungi; Ascomycota; Eurotiomycetes; Eurotiales; Aspergillaceae
Exons: 5
Coding region: 1-873 (290 amino acids)
Source: RefSeq, a predicted model, not a curated record